AUGGAAACUGUAUUCCCACCACAGUUUCAAACUGAUCAUCAGUUAUCUCCCACUUUGGGGACAUUGCAGUUCCCAGGCCUCUGGCUCCAAUCUCCAGCAAUGCUUCCUGUGGCUUCUGGCACUAGGGGCAGCAGCCAGGACCUGUUCCCAGCUAGCCUAGCUUCUCCAGGAAAUGAAAAGGCUAUCCUACUGAUACAUGAAGAAGAUGCUGAGGAGUGGGCCCUGUACCUGAGAGAGAUAUUUAUACAUGUUGUAGAAAGAGAAGCAAUCCUGUUAUAUCCCUUGUGGAGUUUCUCUUCUUCACAUCUGGAAUUGCUAGACUUAAAUGCCUACAGAUGUAAACUUCUGAUAUUAUCUAAUAGCCUACUUAAAGACUUGAUGCCAAGGAAGUGUCAGUUUCUGGAGAAGGUACUUCACUCACCAGAAAGUGUAGUGACUCUGCUUUGUGGGAUGGAGAGCUCAGCACCAUUCUAUCAGUUACUAAAUGUCCCCGGAAGCAGAUGGGAGAUCUCAACAGAGCAGGAGCCUGAGGACUACAUCUCUGUCAUCAGAGAGAUCUUAGACAGAGGUCCUGAAGACUACCUUGAAGUCAGCAUUCAAACAGACUUAAGAGCAAACUAUUCUGAGAAAACAAGUGGACAGAAGCAAACUGAUGACUUGGAAACUUCAAGACCAUCUGUACCUCAGGCUCUAGUGCUUCCAGGGGAAAUUCCAUGUGAGAAUCCUGGAGAGAUAUUCAUUCUGUUGAAAGAUGACCUAAUUGGUGAAAUUCUGGAAGUUGAAUUUAUAUCACACAGCAAGUGCCUCCGAACACGGCCAGCACAGUGGAAUAAGGGCGUCUGGCAAAUGAAAGCUGCAGAUUUUCCAGCAGGUUCAGUCACUGUCAAUAUCCACUGUGAUGGAAUCAUCAAGGCCACAACAGAGAUUAAAUACUGCUCAGCAGCAAAAGCAACACAAAGUUCGCUUAGAAUGUCAGACCCAGGCGAGAGUGUGUGCCAGAAAAGCAUUGAAGAGCUUGAUAGUGUUCUUGCAUCUAUAUUCAAGCAUGAGCUACCAUAUUAUGAAUUCAGACCUCUCCAAAAUGAAACCUCCUCUCAAAAUGAAUAUACUCACACCAAAGAGCUCCCAACACUCCUCCACUGUGCCGCCAAGUUUGGCCUUAAGAAUCUGGCUCUUCACCUGCUGCAGUGUUCAGGAGCAGACUGGGCAGCUAGGAUGAAGGAUGCAGAUGGCUCAGACCUGCUUCAUAUUGCUGAAAGGCAUGGUCAUGAAGAACUCAAGAAAGUCUUCGAAGACUUUGUGUGCCAAAACAUUAGCAGAAAUAAUGAGCAAGGAAAUGGCUAUGAAGAGGAUGUUUUCUUGUUUUCUACAUAUUCACCCCCCAUACAAUCUCCAGCAUUUCAUCAUGAACUCAGGAAGACACACAGGCAAAGCACAGAGAGUUCUGAGGAACCCAAACUGGCUUUGGACACAAAGGAGGAAGAGCCAAGUGCUGAGGCAAGACCCAGCCUGCCAGAGGUGGACAGUGAAAGCUCUGAGAACCAGUAUGAUGACUUGUAUGUGUUCAUUCCUGGAAUUGAGGCAGGAGGCAACUCUCAAGAGUCCCUCCCAUGCUGCAGACCUCCUCCGCCCCCACCACGACCAUGGGCUGCUGCCUCCUCCCAACUAGAAAGACCUUACUUCACCUCACAAGGGAAAAUGGCGGAAGACCAAAUGGAAAGAAGUCAGAACUGGAAUAACCUCAAUGUGAGAGAAGAGACGAGAGAGGAACCCAGCAAAGAAGAAAAGAAAGAAGAGGACAUUCCAAAAGAGGAGGAGGAAGAGCAAGAAAACCCAUACACGUUUGCUGGGAUUGAUGACAAUGAGUACGAUCUGAUCCUGGCCAGUAAGAGUGUAAAGAAGAGAACAGGAAAUCGCUCUUUCAUUAUAAACAGACCUCCUGCCCCGACACCCCGGCCCACUCAUGUCCCUUUCAAAGAAGAAACAACACCUUACAUAGCUCAAGUGUUCCAACAAAAGGCCGCCAGAAGACAGUCUGAUGAUGAAAAGUUCUACAGUCUCCCGAAGAAACCAGAUAAAGCACGGACAGAGGACCCAACCUUCUCUGCAAGGGGUUAUCUGACCACUGGGCAGGAAGAGCUGAUCCUCCUGCAGGAGAAAGUCAAGAAUGGGAAAAUGUCUGUGGAUGAAGCUCUAGAGAAAUUUAAACAUUGGCAGAUGGGAAAGAGCGGUCUGGAAAUGAUUCAGCAGGAAAAGCUACGCCAACUGCGAGACAACAUUAUUGGGAAAAGGCCGGAAGGUGAAACUGCCUACGAUAAACUCACCAUUGUGCACCAUCCAAGUGGUAAUACUGUCCAUAAUGAAAACAUAUUGUACAGUAGUUCCAUCCACAAUAAGUUUCCUGCUCGACUCCAGGUUGAAAAGGAGUUUGGUUUCUGCUGCAAGAAGGAUCAUUAAAGAAGAUUAUUAUAAUUAAAACUCAAGAAUCUGCAAACAUUUUUCUGUAUAGAUGAAGUAAGCCUGCUUACGGAGUACCUGGUCUCCAAGGCUAAUCCACGUGUAUAAAGGACACAAGCAUGCCUUUGAAUUUCAAGGGGUGUUAGCACCACAAAAUUUUGAUACUAUGCUACUUCUGGUGGGUAUAACAGAUGAUGGAGACAUAGAGCAUUCUCUGAAAAUCCAUUCAUUUUUACUACACCUUUUGCCUAUCUUUCCCAUCUUGAAAAUUAAAGAAAAAAAUUCAUCAAAGUUAAAUGUGGCCCAGCACCGUUAUGGAACCAAGCUAUAGAGAUCAUUCUUCCUACUGUCCUUCUCCUUCAAAUAAGAACUUAUUAUUACAUAUUUGCUCCUUCGUAUGACAAUCUGCUGUAUGCCUUUCUCACAGUUAAGGCCACAAUGUUCUUGUUAUAGUGUGUUUUCAGAUAGCUUCUUUUAAUUAGUUCUUAUUUGCAAGGGCCUUUGAAAUGUAUUUUUAUUUACAUUUGCCAUAGCUGAUAAUAUUUUGUUUUUCAGUGCUACGCAAGCACUCUGCCAGUAAGCCCUAUCUUCAGCCCCUCUACGUUGUUUUCUGGAGUCAUGUUGGCAUUAUUAAUUAAUGGCGUGCAAUGUGAUAUUCAGAACAUGUUCGCACCACAUACUGGCUGCGUUCAUCUCACCCUCCCUGUCCCUGGGUCUUUACUAAAAUGUCUCUCUCUCUCUCAAAUUAAAAUUUUUACAAAUUGUGUUUCUUUUUAUUAUUAAGCACCUGUGAUUUCAUCCACCUAUUUCUCAGAAGCAGCUCCUCAGCUUAGACUG
Molecule: messenger RNA, 3294 nt
Organism: Psammomys obesus (fat sand rat)
Lineage: Eukaryota; Metazoa; Chordata; Mammalia; Rodentia; Muridae
Gene: Bank1
Product: B cell scaffold protein with ankyrin repeats 1
Exons: 18
Coding region: 1-2457 (818 amino acids)
Biological process (GO): negative regulation of phosphatidylinositol 3-kinase/protein kinase B signal transduction; negative regulation of B cell activation; B cell activation
Molecular function (GO): protein tyrosine kinase binding; signaling receptor binding
Source: RefSeq, a predicted model, not a curated record